AUGACAUUCCUGAAAUUAUAUAAUGUUGUUUUACAGAAAAGACGCGAAGAAUGCGAAAGAAAAGCAAGAAGGGGGGAAAUGGACCCCAGGUUGGAGUUCACUUUCCAACUUCUUAUCGAUGGUACAGGCCUACCACGGCAUGCCAUCAUGGAUCACGUUUUCGAAGGAAAUAUGCUAGAUGAUAUAAAUCAAUUGUUUCUUCCACACAUGAGAAAUAAGCUGCUGUGGUAUUACCAAGAUGUCGAAGAAGUGGAGCAACGACCUGUAGUAGAAGGAAAUAAGUCUAGACAGCAGAGCCAAAGCAAAGUUCCACCUCCUCAAAUAACAAUGAAGAAAAAGCUGUUUUUGUCCGAUGGGUGGGAUGUUCGAUUUACAGGAGUCUGUAUAUACAUGUUUCGUAUUAAUGUAAGCAAACAAUUACCCGAGGAAGGCUUUCAUAAAGAUUUAUUUUGUGGCAUUCUUAACGCUGAAAAAGUGGGUUUGGUGACAGCAAUAGAACGUGUGAUGGAGUACGUGUAUAUGAGCGCCCUGGCACAUCCUAGCAGUGAUGGCGAUGAAGACGAAACACGCUUCCCCAUUGUCAAGAAUCAACUUUUGCCUGGCUUACGGUCCUUUUGUAGUGCUCUUAAAGUCUGUGAAGAUGUCUGCAAUCAAGUGAAUCUAUUCGACGAUGGCAAAGCCCUAAUGGCAAAUCUGAAGGAUCAAACCGAGUUGAAAGAAAUGGUUAAGAACUCUAGCAAGCUUAUACUUCUCGAAGAAAGAGUUAAUGAGUGGAUUAAAAAAAUUAUGGAGAUAUUAAGUGAAAGUGAGCAGCUUCGUCGUGAAGUGGAUUCGAGUGGACCCCAAGAUGAGCUAGAAUAUUGGAAGAAAAGAGGAGCACAAUUUUCUCAACUUGUUUCUUAUUUACAGGACAGUGAAGUGCAGCUUACUUUAACGUGUCUUCAGCUGGCUAAUUCUAAAGUUAUUAAACUUUGGCGAGAAACAGAUCAUAAGAUUACAUUCUGUUACAAUGAAGCUAAAGACAAUGCCAAGUUUAUUCAGGCUAUGGAGAAGUGUUGCCACUCUUUGUAUUUGGACGAUCCGGUUAAAAUCAAGGACUCCAUAUUAAGUUUACUCCAAACUGUCAGAUUAAUUCACAGUGUAUCACAAUUCUAUAACACUUCCGAAAGAAUAUCAUCUCUGAUGGUUAAGAUAACGAACCAAAUGAUUGAAACUUGUAAACAAUACAUAACCUGCCGUUCCAAAGAAACUAUUUGGUCUCAAGAUCGUGAUUCUGUGAGGGAUAAACUUAAACAUUGCAUAAACCUCAAUAAAACCUAUAGAGACACUUAUAUCUUUGUUAAGAAUCAAACAUUUUUACCAAAUACUGAACAGUUUAGUUUCUCUGAGAACUAUGUAUUCGGAAAAUUUGAUACGUUUUGCAAGAGGUUAAAUAAAAUUUUAACUAUGUUCAUACUGAUGGAUGAUUAUAAUCAUUUGUUUGAAAAACGGAUGGAAGGACUACUCUUAGGCGAAGACCUCGAAGAUGCAAUGCACUCUUUCAAUGAGGCAAAAAAGGCGGUAACGUCAUGUCAAUAUGACUACCUAGAUUACCGAAAUAACGAUUUCGAUAAAGAUUAUCAGGCCUUUGAAGAUAAAACUCAUACCUUGCGUGAGUCUAUUGGUCAUACAAUUGAAGUAAACUUUGCUAGUGUUUGGGAAACUCCACAGGGAAUUAAGUUCCUCACAAGAUUUGAGAAGGUCAGUCAAAAAAUUCAAAUAACAAAACUGAGUGAAAAAUAUGAUAGAGUACUGAAAUAUAGCGAAAAAGAGGUUGAUAAAAUAAUGAAAAUGUUUAAGAGACAAAAGGAUGAUCCACCGUUGCCCAGAAAUUAUUCUCCUGUCGCGGGUCGUAUAAAAUGGGCCCGAUGUCUCAUGUACAACAUGACUGAAACUGUAGAAAGCGUAUGCUCGCACGCUGCACUGAACUCGCUACCGACAGCCGCGGAUAUGAUGCGCAAAUACGCUACUACACGCACUCUAAUACAUAACUACGAGGAAAAUAUGCGAGCUGUUUGGAUGAACCAGAAUCUCUGGGAUGUAGACGACAGUUUGAAUAAUACAAUACUUAAAAUAGAUGACUCUGGAAGGAUCGUUGUCAAUUUGGACCAUACUAUAAAAUUACUAAUAAGGGAAUCGGAUUGCUUAGUAAAAAUGGGCUUAGAAUUGCCUAUCGUUUGCCACUCAUUAUAUUCAAAGAAGAAAUAUUUUACACUAGUAAAUGACUCAUUACAAUUCCUUUUGGAAGACUAUAUGCGUAGUGUUCGUCAAGUGAAACUAGAAGUAAGACCAUUGUUGUUGCCGCAAGUUGUCCGUCUAUCUUCACUACUUCUUCCUGGAAUACGUUCUGUUUCUUGGACUUGUGAGGAAUGGAAAGAAUUUGUCGAUCGUGCAAAUUUUGCUAUAAAAAGCUUUGAUGUCCUCGUAACCAGAGUUCAUGAUAUUUAUAGCAACCGAAUCAUUUAUAUGCUGUCCGGUAUGCAAGAGGUAUCGUUAUUAACUUUACCAGAUGAAAUGCCUUGGUCGGUUGAAGAAUUUAUUGAAUGCGUCGAGACAGGAUGCCGAUCGGCUUGUGUAGAGCUAAAUCGAAAAAGUUUGAUGGUGGAAGAAGCAGUAGAAGAAGUAUUAGAUCUAGUGAAAAAAGCAGCUCAGCAAGUAAAACCUACCGAAAUCAACCCAGACUUUGAAUUUCUUAUCGCUGACGAUGAUACUCAGUUGAUGAGCGGUGCUGCGUCAACGAUGAAUGAGUCAACCGCCAGCGGUCAGCAGGACUGGUCAGCUGUCUGGGAGUGUUUCGAAAGCCCCCACAGACUACUCUCUGUCCCCGCUGGUGGACUUUCUAAAAGUAUGCAGGAGAUGGUAAAGAAUGCAGUUAAUGAAAUGCGGCGUUACUAUAGUCGUAAAGUUGUCGACGUACUUAUAAAGGUCACAAGACGAGCUUUGGAUUUGAUCAUCAAGCAAUUCUCUUGCGACUCAGAAGUCAUAGGUUAUGGAAUAAGAAAUGCUUUAUAUGAAGUGUGA
Molecule: messenger RNA, 3060 nt
Organism: Danaus plexippus (monarch butterfly)
Lineage: Eukaryota; Metazoa; Arthropoda; Insecta; Lepidoptera; Nymphalidae
Product: dynein axonemal heavy chain 5-like
Exons: 17
Coding region: 1-3060 (1019 amino acids)
Biological process (GO): microtubule-based movement
Cellular component (GO): dynein complex
Molecular function (GO): minus-end-directed microtubule motor activity; dynein light intermediate chain binding; dynein intermediate chain binding
Source: RefSeq, a predicted model, not a curated record